AUGGAGUUGUUCAUUGCGAACCUCGACUCAAAAUUCACCAAAGACAAGCUGAAGAAUUCCUUGACUCCCAUCUUGUCCGGGUCUCAGAUCCAUGUCUUCGAAGUCCGAAAAGCGGUCGGCAAAACGUUUGCAACCCUCACAAUUGCAGAUACUUCCAAAGCACAAAGUCUCUUGUCUAGGGCCCGUGCUUCUCCAAGCCUCCUCUCGUCUCCAUCCGGACGACAUGCGGUAAUCAAAGAGAGUCGGAAACCUGCGGAUCCACAUUGGUUGCGUGUACUGCACAGGGAAGAGAAGGAGCGACUGAACGUCAAGGAAUGGCAGAAGUCUUGUGAACUAGCUGCAAAGACUCGAGACGCCGAACAGGGGACGGGACUGGAACUUAUAGCAGUACGGUGCGGCCGCUGGGAGACGUUGACUGGAACGACUACAUUCGUGCCUUACUUCCAAGUCUCGACAGAAGGCAGGCUGAUAGGGGAGGCACAAGCAAUCUACGAGAAUGAUGUGGUUGCGGCAGAUUCUGGACUGCUUGCGGAAUUUGCAGCUCUAUACCUAGACUCGCAGCCAGCGAAGAGGUUUCGCGUGAGCACAAUCCCGGGAGCCGAGUCUGGCGUUGUUGGCAGUUGCUUGACAUACAGCAUGGUCGUGUCAACGGGAGCUGCCAACUUGCUUCACCGCGUAAAGGCAAUGACAUAUCACCGGGUUCCUAUCACAAUGCUGCCAGCCACGCCUCUCCCCCAAGGGCAAGCGGUCUUUUCGAGACAAUUGUCUUCCCUGAAUACAGAUAUUGCGAUGUUUAAAUGUUCCUUUGCAUGGAGAUUUCAGAUACAUGGAUUGUGGGCUAAUGGUGUCCUAUCUGCAGCCGAAGUCCAAUCUCUGCUGCCGGCCAUGAGGGCCCUACUCGCUCGAUCAGGCGAAUCGACACUCGUUGCAGUCUUGCGACGACUCAAUUUGCAACUGUUCCAUAAUGAUGCUACCACCGAUCCCCAGCAAGGUGCUGUGACAAAUGCGUUGAACAACCUUGAACGAGAUGCAAAUCUUUUGCUCGAAUGUGACAGCUCGCACACCUCACCACGGGACGUGGUCUCAAUUCACCGCGUCACUGUAACCCCCGCUGGCAUAUAUCUCAAUGGUCCGGAACUCACCGCUUCGAACCGUGUCUUGCGACAGUACCGUACACAUGCUGACUGCUUUUUGCGGGUUCUUUUUUCCGAGGAAGAUGAAACACGGAUCGAGUUCGAUAGGGAUACUUCCAACGAGCGGGUUCUCCGUGGUCGUUUCUUGUCAAUUCUCCGUGACGGCUUGAAUAUUGCCAACGAACACUUUGACUUUCUUGGGUUCUCACACUCGUCCCUGAGGUCACAGACAUGUUGGUUCAUGCGACCUUUUGUUCACGAUGGCUCGUUGCUAUUUGCAAAGGACCUCAUUGGCAAGCUCGGCGACUUCAGCGUGAUCAGGUGUCCAGCCAAGUGUGCAGCGCGAAUUGGUCAAGCCUUUUCUGAAACGACAUCUGCCGUAUCAGUGGAUCCGAACAUCGUCCAGGUGUACCCUGACGCCAAGGCCGGACGGUAUUUGUUCACCGAUGGCUGUGGCACCGUCUCACGGUCGAUCUGGAAACGCCUCCGGGGAAAUGUGCGUCGUCAGGACCAGCCUACGUCCUACCAGAUCCGCUACAAAGGGGCCAAAGGAAUGCUUACGGUCGACUCGCGCCUUGAGGGAGACCAGAUACAUCUGCGAGAGUCCAUGGUCAAGUUCAGCGGGAGUCCGUCUGACGAGAUCGAAAUCUGUGGUUCCAACAUUCGCCCGCUCCCGUUCAAGCUGAAUCGCCAGAUUAUCAAAAUACUUGAGGACCUCGGUGUUCCAAGCUCGGCGUUCGAAAGGCUGCAAGAACAGGCAAUACAGCGACUCCGUCUGAGCGCGUCCUCAAAAUCCGUCGCUCUCAACUUCAUCAACGAACACCUCUCCGACGGCAGCAGCGGUUUGCCGAGAUUGCUCAAACAUCUGGAGUACAUUGGUGUCGACGCCACGGAGGACAGCUUCUUGAGGGAAAUACUUGGGGCUUUACUCCAGGUUCAGCUUCGGGAGAUCAAGUAUCGCAGUCGCAUUCAUGUUCCGGAAGCUCUCACACUCUACGGAAUUAGCGAUGAGACUGGUUGGCUGAAGGAAGGCGAGGUUUUUGUCACUUUUGUAGAGAAAAAGGACGGAGCCCACUCCUGCUUGAGCGGACGGGUGGCCGUCACGCGGUCCCCUGCCCUCCAUCCGGGCGACGUGCAGCUUGUUCAAGCCGUCGCCCCACCUGAGAGUUCUCCCUUGUGGGACCUUCGCAACAGCAUCGUCUUCAGCCAAAGGGGGACUCGCGAUUUGCCCAGCAUGCUGAGUGGCGGGGACCUCGACGGCGAUCUCUACAACGUCAUCUACGAUGACGAACUCUUGCCGAAGAUAACGGUCACUCCUGCAGCAUAUCUCCCAGCAGUGCCUAUGGAUAUUGGUCGCCCAGUCACUGCUGAUGACAUGGCAGGGUUCUUCGUGGAUUUCAUGGAGAACGACCAGCUUGGCCGGAUCGCCACCCUGCACCAAGUUUUCGCUGACCUCGACAGCACCUUUUCAGCCAACUGUCUCCUGCUGGCAGAGUUACAUUCCAACGCUGUUGAUUUUUCCAAAAGCGGCGUCCCCGUCGACAACAAGCAAAUCCCGAGAGCUCCUGCGUACAGACCUGAUUUCAUGGCUCCCAGCGCGAGCACCAAAGUCGAGAAGGGUAUCGAGAGACCUGAACAGACCCCUCUACCCUCCGGUCGUCAGCGGUACCGCUACUACGAGUCCACUCGUAUCCUGGGUCGCCUGUACCGGGCCGUGAACGAAGAUAGCUUCUUCGAAGACCUCGAGGAUGAUACUUCGUCGUUAUUCAGCAAGGCAGCUACCAAUGAAGUGUUGAGAGACAUCCGAGAUUGGGUGCUGGCGUACCUCACCUACCCGUGCGUUCAAGCUUGGCUCGCGGAGGCGAAGGGAGUUAGAGAUUAUUAUGAAUCGAGUCUGAUAGAGAUAAUGUCUCUUUAUGCGGUUCGCCGGACAGAGCAACUCACUGAGAAAGAAGUCUUCAUCGGCACGAUUUUGGGUCGUUCCGGGGCGGGUAGCAAGCGUCAACGAGAACAAUCCGACUACAUGAAGUCCCAAUUCAAUUACGAGCUUGACGAAAUCAAAUCACGGAUGGAACACUUGACGAUGGAAGACGGCGAUCAUGGCUUUCUUUGCCUGGCUGCGGCCUGCCUCGAUGUGGCUGUGCGGGAGCCCAGCAAUCAUGAUGUCCAGUUGAGCAGCUUCGGAUGGUUUGCUGCAGGUUUAUGUGUGCCUGAUAUCGUGAAAGAACAGGAAGGAAGCAUCUUUAGUACAUGA
This is a messenger RNA of Fonsecaea erecta, 3387 nucleotides long. RefSeq lists its product as hypothetical. The transcript is spliced from 4 exons. Gene Ontology annotation, molecular function: RNA-directed RNA polymerase activity. The record is from RefSeq and is a predicted model, not a curated record. Gene Ontology annotation, cellular component: nuclear RNA-directed RNA polymerase complex. NCBI's taxonomy places the organism in Eukaryota, Fungi, Ascomycota, Eurotiomycetes, Chaetothyriales, Herpotrichiellaceae. The coding region runs from base 1 to 3387 and encodes 1128 amino acids. Gene Ontology annotation, biological process: siRNA processing.